GAACGAAUUGAUUGUUCUUACAUCGUCGAUAUGACAGAUUUUCUAACCUUCACACGCAUUAUUAUCUUUAAUACUUAAUUAUUCUUUUCAAAAUUAAAAAGCAGCAAUUUUAAUUUUUUCAAUUUUUUUAUGCAAAAUACAUCGAAUGAGUAUAUUUUUAUCAAGAUUUAAGAUUUUUUACAUGGUAGAGCCAAUUUGGCAACGAUUGUCCCUAGAGAACCUAUAUCUGAAUCCAUUUCCGGAAGCUUUUGUUUCUAAUUAUCUCGAUCUCGCCAUCUUUAUGGAUCCUGCGUCUCAUCAAAAAUGUACAAAAACCAAGAUGGAAUCUUAUCUUGACACAUGUUAUGAUCAAAAUAAUACUACUACAAUGUGCGAUGUAUCAUUUCACACAACUUCGAAUAAUUUGGUUUAUUGUCAACCUGGAGCAUUUUCGGAUAUAACGCACAAUGUUAAAACUAAUAUAUGUGCAGCAGAUACAAAGCAUGGAAAUUAUAUUGAUAAAGAAAGAUAUAAGAUUAUGAGAAAGUGGAAACGAAUCGGAAAAAAUAGAUUGGCUGACAAUAUGGAUGAUUCUUUUAUUUUGAGACUUUUAUCUUUUAACAUCCUUGCACAAAACUUGUUAGAAGAUCAUUCAUAUUUAUAUCAGGAUCAUAACAAGAAAGCUUUGAGUUGGAAAAUUCGAAAACCUCUGCUGAUACAGGAGAUACGUGAGGCGGAUGCAAAUAUAAUAUGUCUUCAAGAAAUGCAGGAGGACCAUCUACUAGAUUUCGUAAUUCCAUUCAAACAACUUGGAUAUGAAUAUCUAUAUAAAAAAAGAACCAAUGAUAAAAAGGAUGGUUUGCUCUUGCUAUAUCACUCCAAUCAAUUUGUUUUAUUAGAUUACGCAAAAGUGGAGUUAUAUCAAGCUGGUAUUGAGCUUUUGAAUAGAGAUAAUGUUGGAAUAAUUGCUAAAUUAUCCCUCAGGGAUAAUCCAGAAACACAAAUCGUGGUUGCAACCACUCAUUUGUUAUAUAAUCCAAGACGUAACGAUGUACGAUUAGCACAGACACAGCUUUUAUUAGCAGAAAUAGAACGAUUUGCAUUUGUUGAAAAUACCAUAACGGGCCCAAAAUAUUUACCGAUCAUACUGACGGGUGACUUCAACUUGGAACCAUUUACAGGCGUUUACAAAUUUUUAACGGAAGGUUCGUUUGAAUAUUAUGGCAAAGGACGAAGCUUAGAGCCUUCUCAAUAUAAUUCUUUGUCCAAAUCUCUGAUACCAUCACGAUUAUGCAUUACUGAUAAUUGUCAGCAUUUUAACAUUUUGACUCAAAGAUUGCGAAAGGAAGGUACUGGUAAAGUCAUGCUAGAAAAUAGCGAGUUGCCUCUUCAGAAACGAGAUGGGAAUAUGACCGUAUCUUGUAACACAAAUAUUCUACAACAAAAUAAUGUCAACAUUAAUACUAGUACACAGAUAAUCGAGAUCGAAAAGGGCUAUUCAGUAAGAUUUUCAUCUGGCACUCUAACACAUCCUUUCAAGAUGCAUAGUGUUUAUAGACAUGCAAGUGCCCAUGGUGAGAAGGAAGCAACGACGUAUCAGGAUAAGUGGAUUACAGUCGAUUACAUAUUUUACAGCAAUAAUAUCCAACCUAUAGAAAAAUAUGUUCUACCUACAGUAAGCCAAUGUACCGCUUUACCAAAAAUACCAAAUUUUAUAAUAGGUAGUGAUCAUUUAUGUAUAGGCGCCACUUUUCAGUUACCAAGAAAAAAAUCUGUGCUUUAAAAUACUGCUUUUCAUAUAUCAUUAUUAUUAUUUUUUUCUUAUUCUAACAAAAUAGAUCUUUAAAAAUAUUACUAUCAAUAAUUUGUGAAUUAUGUUGGGAGAUAACGUAUUUGGUAUUUCUGAAAAAUGGGAAAUUCAGAUGCAUUGUUAGUUUUUCAAAGCAAAAGUUUAAGAAAUAUAUAUAUAUAUUUUUUUUUUAUGAAAAUUACAAAUUUGCAAUUUAUUUCUAAUAUAGCCAAGGCAUGCUAACUCUCUAUUUUAAAUGUAAUGCUUGAGAGCAGUGUAGCAUCAUCGACCUCAUAGUAUCAUUCAUUAUUAUUAAUGAUGGCUGAACAUAAUAUAGAACAGUCUUAUGAUUUGGAAUGUAUUAUUUGCUAAUCUGGAGAAUGAUUUAAGUGUUGCAGAUUAAGUAAAUAAAAUUUUCCUACUUUGAAUAAUCUGUAUGUAUUCCAAAUUUGUCAUAAUUAUUAUUGUAUGAUGUAACAAUAUUGUUCUUAAAAAAAAUUGAUCAAAUAUACUCGGAAUAAAUGAAUUUUGCCUAAUUUAUGAAAAAUCAUGCUUCAGAUUGCUUCAGUAACUAAUACAUUUUCAUCAAGUUAUGAGCCAUAGUGUGCCACAGCUGUAUUAUUAUAAUAAAAAUACAUAAAUAUACAUACUAUUUAUAUUUAAAACUAGUUACUGGCAUCUUAGUAACUAGUAAAAAAGCAACAUGUAAACUGUGCAUUAAUAUAUAACAUAUUUUUCAAUAACAGCUAAAUGAUACUAAAACUUGUUUAAUCUCUCUCUUUCCAAGAAGAGUUAACAUACUUUGGAUAUAGUAUUCACAAAAACUAUGGAGAUAUAAUUUUUUUGUUUUACUUUUUAUUUUCUUUUUUCAA
Camponotus floridanus (Florida carpenter ant) is the source of this 2640-nucleotide messenger RNA. RefSeq names its product protein angel (gene angel). NCBI's taxonomy places the organism in Eukaryota, Metazoa, Arthropoda, Insecta, Hymenoptera, Formicidae. Gene Ontology annotation, molecular function: 3'-5'-RNA exonuclease activity. The record is from RefSeq and is a predicted model, not a curated record. The transcript is spliced from 6 exons. The coding region runs from base 146 to 1762 and encodes 538 amino acids.